GUGACUCGCAUUUACCGAAGGUGCUAGAUGUAGCUGAGUUGGCACUUGAUAAGAACAGGCUUCAAUUCAACAUCAGACGGGUGCUACUGUCAGCGUGCCAUCAUCGGGACUUUCGAUUACUCGUCGUGGUCAGUACCAAUGACAAACAGCGGCUCCUUUUCGGGAAACAUGAUUUAAUUGUUGAGUGAUCGCUUAAUUAGGAGUUAAAUAUUCAACUAGAUUUGUUGACAUUGUCAGGUCAUAUUUGCCGCGAAACAAAGAAGAAGAUUUGAAAAGGACGAAGAAGUGACACUCUGGCGGCGAUGUUGGUUCGCGCGCCUUACACUUUCCUUUUCAUUCUUGCGGUUUGCUGUUGGUUUAGACAUAAUGCUGCGAUUCCACUUGCUUCUUAUUCAUUAAAUCAAAUGCAGGAUGCAUUCAAAGAGAAACAAAUAGAUUCUGAGAGUGAUUCAGAUGACUCUACCUUGGAUUCUCGUUCCAUAAGAGAGGCGGAAACAUUGGAUGUUAAAUCUAACGAGGACAACGAAAAUGAUGAUAAUGAUGAAAAUGAUGAUAAUGACGAAAAUGAUGAUAAUGACGCUAUUCAAGAUGACACCAUUCAAAACAAGGUGAAAAAUCAGAAUGUAAAUCAGAAUAUAAAUCAGAAUAUGAAUAUGAAUAUCUUCAGUGGCGAAAAUCGUCGUCGUGUUAAACACCAUCGCCAUAGGAAAACUACGACGGAAAAUAUUAUGACAGCCACAGGACAUUCGACAUUAGAAGAAAUAGCCACGGAAGAAGCAUCAACGAAUUGUGCGAGCGGUAAAAAGAAGAACCAGAGGUACUCAAGUAGCUUCUUCACGAAUACAACAGGCCGUGCGCUAAACGUGGAAAAGGAGUUUAACGAUGUAGUUGGCAACAAUUCCAAGGUGAAAAAAUCUAGCAGUGUUCACGAGGGCGAGGACAUCACUCUGUGCUGGAUCGAAACGACAACUAUCAAGGAGGACAAGACUAUUCGACCACCGAAGAGAUUGGUUAUUCGUGAAUACACAAUCUCUUUUGAGAACUCAGCAACCAUACCGGAAAGAUAUCUCGAAUGUAGAAGAUUCGAGGGUGAAUUGACGGCGGACGAUCCCGACAUUGGUAAGACGGCCUUAUUCGAAAUCAUAGACGAAGACACGAUGGUCAGCAGGAUCGUUAAUUUUACCUCGGUCAGUCAUGCGGGUAAUAUUAUUACUUGGGAACAUAAAAAAGUGAAAUGCGGAGUUGGUCCGGUAGUUAGUAAAAAUAUUGUAGAAUUGAACGACGGCUCAAAGAUUCCGAAGAAGAGAGUGGAGAUCAAAGUUAGUCCCAAAAUGCAUCAACUGACGGCAACGACAACUGAAGAGGAGUGUACGGAAAGUAGUACACUCACCGAAUCUAUGACUGAAUACACUACUGGAUUACCCUGCGAAAAUGGUGCUUGUGAAGCAACCAUGAUUUCCCCUAGCAUUGUACCAAAAAUCGAUAAAUUCACCACUGAAGAAAUAGUCACCAAGUUGCAGAGCGAAUCCGAAAGCGAGAGCGUCGAAGAUCAUUUAUCUACAGCUACGAAAUUAUUACCUGAUGAAAUAGUAUCUAGAAGAACAACGACAUUUCCUAAAAAAAUAACUACAAUUCAGGAGAGGAUAGACUGCGAAGAGAAUCCAUCAGAUCCAGCGUGUUUAACGCAAAAAUAUGAUACAUCUUCGGAAGAAUUAGUUAUUGAAGUAUUAACUACGACGGAAACAGCUGCGAUAGUCGAAACAUCAUCGAUUAGUGAUGAAGAAAUAACUUCGAAAGAGGAGAUAUUUCAUCCUUCUAUUGAGGAGAGAUCAGAAGAGAUCACGGAAUCUUCACCUACAUCAAAAGAAGAGGAAGAAAUAAUUUCUGAAGUAGUAACUGAAGAGUCAACUCCGUUUGCAUUCGCGAAAGAUAUUCUCACAAAGUCUUCGGAAGCAUAUCCGCAAUCUCAAUCAACGGAUCGAGCAUCUGUUGAUACUAGUUCAUUGGAAACAAAGAUUACUGAAAGUUCAAAAGGAAUAGAAGAAUACUCGAAGCCCGAAGAAGAUAGAGGUAAAAGUUUUACUAUACUGACAAGCGAAGAAUUAGGAAAAGUUGACUAUAUUUCAUCUUCAAGCGAGAGCAUAGUGACUUCAAGUGAAGCUGAUAUUGAGCCAGGUGUUAUAAGCGCGAAAUCACCAGAAUUGAUCGAAUUCACGAAAGAACCCACUAAACCUGAUCGGAUUUUCGAUAAGUUAUCUGAUAAGCCAAUUUCGACAAAAAGUGUAACAGGAACUGUAACUAUCGAAUCAUCAUCAAUGUCCGAAGAAGUGACCUCUGAGGAAACCAAAGAAAAGGCUGUAAUUGGAGAAACGACGAUGGGUGGGCUAAAGAGUAGUGAGGAAAGAGAAUUUAUUACAAUUACAACGACGUCGCCAACGAAAGUCAGAUCAACGACUUUGUCGCCAGUGUCAAGCGGCGAGGUAAGUUAUUCAUGCGAGAACUCCGAGGAUUGCGUCAGUUCGGAAGGCUGCGACGAGUUCGGAAAUUGUGAGAAACUUCCACCAAAAUUUGACACGAUUCCCCCACCAAAACUGACAAAAGUUCCUCCAUCCGAGGAAUCAAAAAUAAUUGAGCACUCGACUGUCACAAAUGUAGGAACGACCAUGUUGAUCCCUCAAGAAGGUGACAGCAAGUUGAUGGCUAAACAUAUCACGGACACCCGACGAAGCACGACUACAAGUACGCCGCAACAUAAGUUGUCAUUGAAGGUCAAGAUCCUCCUGGAGCACAUUAAUGAGAACAAGGAGAAACACAACUUGGUCGAGGUGGAGAAACAUUUAUCGCUGGACGAGAAUCCAGAACAUCAUCUUAAUCCUGAUUUACUCGAGCAAUUGAAAUCCUUGAACGAUUCCGUCAAUAUGGAGACCAUAAGCGCAUUGUUGAAUUGUACUAGCUUGGGCAAUUUGACAAAAGAUUCAAAUUUUGUCAGCAAAGAACUAGAUAAUGUUGACAGUGACAAUGCAGAAUUGGAAUUUACAAAUACUGAUUUUGAGGAUUUGAGCUCAGAACAGUUUACUUCAAGAUCCGACGAUGCUAAAAUUGAUUAUUCUGAAUAUCAAGAACACGUAACAUCUCGCAGACGAAGACGAAGAAGUCUUGAUAAUGAAAUGGAAGGUCUAAAUAAAUUUGCUCGACAAAAUCUUUAUGAUUCCACUGAUUCUGCGGUUGAUGCUUUCAAUAUUUCACAAACUCAAUAUACUGAGUUAACAAACGCAACUUACAAUUUACAACUUUCCACAACGACAAAUUAUUCCGAAGAGGAAACAACUACUAACAAUUAUACAGAAAGUGAAAGAAACGUAACUAAAGAAGAAAAUCAAAGUACAAUGCCUUCGACAAUAAUAACCCUUAGCGAUGUUGAGCUUUCAAACGCUUCGGAAUCUCGUGAUAUUAAUAUGACAAAAGAUGUACAGUUAAACACGACAACAUAUAAACCUGAAGAGGAAACAAAUAACACUAUGUAUAUAGAAACUAAUACAACUAAUGACACAAAUAUGACUAAUGAAAGAAAUGAAAGCACAGUGCCUUCGACAAGAAACAACAUGAAUAACGAAACAAAAAUGGAAGUUGUGCGAAAGACAUUACCAGGAAUACAGGAAGAUGUUGUGGUCGGGUUGCAGCAUAUGGUAUCGCAAUUAACGCAAAGUAAUUUGACUUCAAUCAAUAAUGUUAAAGAAGCCAAAACAAAUUUGUUGGGUAUUUUAGCGGACCCCAGUGAUAGCAGGGUUCGAUUGAGAAGAAAAAGAGCGGCCACGGAAGAAGUUGGACACUGGUCAAAUGAAAGGAUCAAGGAGGCGCCAAUGGGUGGCAAUCUUAGAAGUUUCACUGAAUUCACACUGUAUAAAAUUCUAUCUUGAGAUGUACAAGAUUAAGUUUUAUUUUGCCAUUUUGUAAUGUCAAAAGAUUUUAAUGAAGCUGAAAUGAGGAAUUACGUUGUAUGUA
This is a messenger RNA of Trachymyrmex cornetzi, 4002 nucleotides long. RefSeq lists its product as uncharacterized. The transcript has 5 exons. The record is from RefSeq and is a predicted model, not a curated record. NCBI's taxonomy places the organism in Eukaryota, Metazoa, Arthropoda, Insecta, Hymenoptera, Formicidae. The coding region runs from base 303 to 3917 and encodes 1204 amino acids.